Tympanuchus pallidicinctus (lesser prairie-chicken) is the source of this 1890-nucleotide messenger RNA. RefSeq lists its product as uncharacterized. Gene Ontology annotation, molecular function: protein binding. Gene Ontology annotation, biological process: liver development; N-glycan processing. Gene Ontology annotation, cellular component: glucosidase II complex. The coding region runs from base 32 to 1408 and encodes 458 amino acids. NCBI's taxonomy places the organism in Eukaryota, Metazoa, Chordata, Aves, Galliformes, Phasianidae. The record is from RefSeq and is a predicted model, not a curated record. The transcript has 14 exons.
UCUGACGAACCUGGGACCUCAGCCUGCCCCAAUGGCCAUUUCCACUGCACCAAUGCUGGGUACCGACCCCAGAACAUCCCCUCUGCCCACGUCAAUGAUGGCGUCUGUGCCCCCCUUCCAUGCUGCUGCCCCUGAUGCUGGUCCCCCCCCCGGAUGCUGUGGAGGUGACGUGGCCCUGCGGCGUCUCACUGAGCAACCAUCACUUCUGAGGAAUCCCAGCCUUUCACCUGCCUGGACGGUUCCUCCACCAUCGCCUUCAAGUGGGUCAAUGACGACUAUUGCGACUGUCGCGACGGCUCUGACGAACCUGGGACCUCAGCCUGCCCCAAUGGCCAUUUCCACUGCACCAACGCUGGGUACCGACCCCAGAUCAUCCCCUCUGCCCACAUCAAUGAUGGCGUCUGUGGAACCCGAGACCCUGGCGGUGAGUGAGAGGCUCUGGGGAAUGGAAGACCUCCCUGCAGUCAGGGAAGAGGUGGUCCGGGAGCGCCCAGGCAGCAGCAAUGUUCACCAAUCCAUGGGAGCCGAUGGGAUGCAUCCACGGGAGCUGAGGGAGCUGGCAGAGCCCCCCUUCCAUGCUGCUGCCCCUGCUGCUGGCGCCCGCAUGGAUGCUGUGGAGGCCAUCACUUCUGAGGAAUCCCAGCCUUUCACCUGCCUGGACGGUUCCUCCACCAUCGCCUUUGAGUGGGUCAAUGACGACUAUUGCGACUGUCGCGACGGCUCUGAUGAACCUGGGCCCUCAGCCUGCCCCAAUGGCCAUUUCCACUGCACCAACGCUGGGUACCGACCCCAGAACAUCCCCUCUGCCCACAUCAAUGAUGGCGUCUGUGACCAUCACUUCUAUGAGGAAUCCCAGCCUUUCACCUGCCUGGACGGUUCCUCCACCAUCGCCUUCAAGUGGGUCAAUGACGACUAUUGCGACUGUCGCGACGGCUCUGACGAACCUGACCAUCACUUCUAUGAGGAAUCCCAGCCUUUCACCUGCCUGGACGGUUCCUCCACCAUCGCCUUUGAGUGGGUCAAUGACGACUAUUGCGACUGUCGCGACGGCUCUGACGAACCUGCCCCCCUUCCAUGCUGCUGCCCCUGCUGCUGCCCCCCCCCGGAUGCUGUGGAGGUGACGCGGCCCUGCGGCGUCUCACUGAGCAACCAUCACUUCUAUGAGGAAUCCCAGCCUUUCACCUGCCUGGACGGUUCCUCCCUCAUCGCCUUCCAGUGGGUCAAUGACGACUAUUGCGACUGUCGCGACGGCUCUGACGAACCUGGCAGGAGAAGCAUUGCAGAGAUGCCCAACAAAAUCAGCCUACAAGAACCGCUGGCCAUCACGGCUUCACCACAGCUGGAGUGGUGUGAGAUGUUUUCUGAAAGGAUCUGGCGCCUGUCAUUAAAAAUACAGCCUGGGAUGUAAGCUGGCAAAGCAGAGCAGAUGUGCAGUUUGUGACUGCGCUUCAGUUCGAUGGGCUUUGAAAGCUGCGUGCUCCAUGCCCUGAACCUCCCACUCUGCUCAGUGCUGCACAUACAGCUGUGCAUUUCGCUCCUCGGUUGGACUCCGCCAUAAAGAAAGAAACGCUGUUAGACUGGCUGUUCAGAAAUGGAAUGGGGCUUGAAUUGAGCAGCAAAGUCUGUUCGGUUCCACGCUAGGGCUGCUUGAUCUCACUGCCCAUGAAGUCACACUCGUGUCUGAACCAACCUCCACAUUUCAGUGGCAGUACCAGCAAUCAGGGGCUUAUUUCAUUGCUCAGGACAGUUUGCUGCUCCCGUGGCCCUGGGAGGAUAAUUAGGUUCAUCACAGUGAGCGCACAGGAGGGCCGUUUUUUAUCUGCGCAUCUUUCGACUCCUGAAAUCCUGAAAGAGCUGACGUUGAACUUUAAUGAAUGCCAUUGGAAAUAA